GUGUUUUUUGUUUUUGUUUUCUUCUAGCCCAAAUUUUUUUCACCUUUUUCUGCACAUCCCCUCGGGCUGAGAUUUUUCGCUUUAUCUCUGAGGAAUCGUGCUCGUUUCUUGUUUCCGUUAUUUUGCCUUGCGCCUGUAUUUAUCUUCUUUCACUUGCAUAUAUUAUUUCUCCUUUCCCGCGCCAUCAUAAACCGACUCUCUUGUGCUCCCCUCGCUGGUCUUUAAACACUGAGACGGGUAACACAAAAGCACUAAAACGUUUAUUUUUAGAAGGACAUAUCGGCUCGGCACGACAGUGAUAGCGCCAGCCACAGCUAUCUUCGCAGACGGCGGUCAUCCUCGGUAGUUUUGGCGGCAUCAGUCAGCCUGUCGAAUAUCCGGGCGGCAGCAGCCAGCAAGCGCGACAAGGCGGCAGCUCGAUUGAUGCCAUCAGUGGAGCAGGCAGAAACAAUAGCACAGCCAUUGGAGGACAGUACAGAAGUAGCGGCAGUAGCGAGCAGUAAGCGGCGCUCGAGCGUUGUUGCAUCUGGAUAUCAUACGCCAGACCAGGAAUUUGAGUCCCUGACGACAGCGGCAGCAGUGGCAGUGGAUAAUUUGUCGGAGAAACUGAGUGAGCGCGUGAUGUCGGGGCAGUCGCGUGCGGAAUCGGUGGCCACGCAGGACGACUCAAUCACAGAGGGCGUGGGGAUGCCGGAACAAGGCGGAGAGACAGCAGAGUAUGCGGUGGCGGCGGGCGAGCUGCCGGCAGAUGCGACGGCGGUGGGCUCAGAUGCGGGCUCGGCGGGCGGCGGGCUGGGAAUCAGCGAGGCGGAGGCGAGUCCCCAGCCCGGGCGGCUGCAGUUCUCGCCAGACAUGCCAGCAAAGCAGGUGAAAAUUGUGCAGACGGAGGCGGAGCGCGCUGAGGAGCAGGCGGUUGCGCUGGGGCGGUACCUGUACCAGCUGGAGGAGGCGCACUGCGGCGCGGCAGGGCAGAAGCCCCUGGAGCCGGCUCUGCCAGAAGCACUGCAGGGAGUGCAUGUACCAGGGCUGGUGGAGCACGCGGAGUGGCUGGGGCGGCGGUCGUCGUUCAGCGGGCGGGUGCUGCAGCAUUACAUGGGGAACUACGACUUUGCAGGGCUGCGGAUUGACGAGUGCCUGCGGCGGCUGUGCAAGCACAUGUACCUGCGCGGAGAGUCGCAGGUGAUUGACCGGCUGCUGGAGGAGCUGGCGCGGCGGUUCAUCGUGUGCAAUCCGGAGUCGCGGCUGCGCACGGUAGAUGUAGCACAUGCGGUGACAUACUCGACGCUGCUGCUGAACACGGACCUGCACAUGGCACAGAUCCGCACCAGUGAGCGCAUGUCGAAGAGCCGGUUCGUGCGGAACACAAUCGACACGAUCGCGCAGUUCCAGGGGGCAUCGGCGAUGGCAGAAGAGCCGGCGGUCUUGGAGGAAUCGCAGGCGGAGCUGUCGCCGGCGCCGCAGCUGCCGGAGCUGGAUCUGCGGCGGCGGGGCAGCGCAGCGGCAGCCAAGGCGUCGAUGGAGGAGGCGGCAGUCAAGGCGUCAAUGGAGGAAGCAGCGACGCCGUCAACGGUGGCGUCGCAGGGCGAGGGGUUUGAGGAGGGGCGGCGGAGCCUUGUGGGGUCGAUGGCGUCGCUGAACAUCACGCUGACGUCACCGUCGUCGACGCAGCCGGUACCCCGGUCGUCACGCGAUGUGGUGCGGCUGAUGGGAUCGCGCGGCAAGCGGUUUUCGUUCUUCGACGGCAGCACGGCGGGCGGUGGGAUUGCAGGGCCGGCGCCGGUGGCCAGUCCGUACUGGCGUGGCCAGCCCAACAUCGCUGCGGGCGUUCGACCGGCUGCGGCGCAAGGUGUCGACGAACAGCCCGCGCGGGUCGGCGGAGGAGUCGCCGGAGCCCUGCGAGUCGGAAGCGGCGGUGCGCAGCGGGGCGAGCCUGGCGGAUCUAACCGGUGUGCUGAAGGAUGUGUAUGUGGGGAUCAAGAACCGGCCGCUGGGGCAGCCGGCAUUUGCACGGCGUGGCGGCGACGGCAGCCAGGGGGACCUGCGAGCCAGCAUGGCGGUGGGGCGGGCCAAGGCGUCGAUGGACGAGAGUGAGUUUGGCGACGUCGGAUCCCCGGCGGGCGGGCGGCCGAGCUCAGUGCGUAGCGUACCGCUGCAUGCAGUGCAGCGCACGCGGUCG
This is a messenger RNA of Linderina pennispora, 2176 nucleotides long. RefSeq lists its product as uncharacterized. The coding region runs from base 424 to 2091 and encodes 555 amino acids. Gene Ontology annotation, molecular function: guanyl-nucleotide exchange factor activity. The record is from RefSeq and is a predicted model, not a curated record. Lineage: Eukaryota; Fungi; Kickxellomycota; Kickxellomycetes; Kickxellales; Kickxellaceae. Gene Ontology annotation, biological process: regulation of ARF protein signal transduction. The transcript has a single exon.